GGGAGGCGCGGGCCUUGGCAACAGAGAGCCCGGAGGAGGAGUGGGAAGAGGGGAGACAUGCCUUCGCGCGGGAGAGAAGUGGGGGCGGCGUCGACUGCUGCCGCGCGCCGUUGGGGCAGGACUCGCUCCCUCGACUGCAGCGGCGACGGCGGCGGCAGGAGGAACCAGGGAUCCGCGGCGACCCCCGCCAUGAAGGUGUCGGCGAACGUGUGCGGAGAGUGCGUGCAGGUGCCGUGCAAGGACGGCAAGCUGACGGUGCAGUGGCUGGGCGAAGAGGCGCUGCGCCGCUGCCGCAAGCUGCUGGGGGCGGCGACGCCGGCGUCGGGCCGCGUGGCCGAGGUGCGCCGCUCCGAGGGCGGCGUGCUGCUCGACCCGGACGACCUGCUGGCCGACGCCUUAGACGACAACGACUUCGUCACCGUCGUAUUGGAGAAGGAAACACUAGACAAGAACCAAAAACCUGAAAAACUACAGGACAUACUUCAAACACUACCGCAGCAAUAUAAACGAGAUGAAGAGUAUUUGUUCUUGGACGGCGAGAGCUUGUCGCCGAACGACCUUCGAGCCCUGGGACGAGGCCAUUACAAGAUCAAGUUGACCCACGAAGCGGAGAUAAACGUGAAGAAGUCAAGAGAUCUCGUAGAGAAGAUCCUGCUAGAAAAGAAAGUCGUUUAUGGAAUCACCACCGGAUUCGGCAACUUCGCAAGAACUGUAAUCGACAGCGAAAAACUUGAGGAGCUGCAGUACAACCUGAUCAGGUCGCACGCGGCGGGGGUGGGCAGCCCGCUGACCCCGGACAGGACCCGCAUGCUGCUGGCCCUGCGCAUCAACGUGCUGGCCAAAGGUCACAGCGGCAUCUCGCUCAAGACGCUCAACCACCUCGUGGACGCCUUCAACGCCUCCUGCCUGUCCUUCGUGCCCGAGCAAGGCUCCGUGGGCGCCAGCGGAGAUCUGGCACCGCUGUCUCACCUGGCCCUGGGUCUCAUCGGCGAAGGGCAGAUGUGGAGCCCGGAGACCGGCUGGGGCAACGCCAUGAAGGUGCUGGAGUACCACGGGCUGCGCCCCAUGCAGCUGGCGGCCAAGGAGGGCAUCGCGCUCAUCAACGGCACGCAGCUGAUCACGUCGCUGGGCGCCGAGGCGGUGGAGCGCGCGCGCGCCGUGGCGCACCAGGCGGACGUGGUGGCGGCGCUCACCCUGGAGGUGCUCAAGGGCACGUCGCGCGCCUUCGACUCGGACGUGCAGCUCAUCCGGCCGCACAAGGGCCAGCUGGAGGUGGCGGCCCGCCUGCGCGCGCUGCUGCACUCCGACCUCUACCCCUCGCAGAUCGCAGAGAGCCACCGGUUCUGCAACCGCGUGCAGGACGCCUACACGCUGCGCUGCUGCCCGCAGGUGCACGGCAUCGUGCACGACACCAUCAAGUUCGUGGACGGCGUGAUCAGCAUCGAGAUCAACAGCUGCACCGACAACCCCAUAGUGUUCGCGGACCGCGGGGAGAUUAUCUCGGCGGGCAACUUCCACGGCGAGUACCCGGCCAAGGCGCUGGACUACCUGGCGGUCGGCGUGCACGAGCUGGCGUCCAUGAGCGAGCGACGCACCGAGCGACUCGUCAACCCAGCCCUGAGCGAGCUCCCAGCGUUCCUGGUCAAGGACGGGGGCCUCAACUCGGGCUUCAUGCUGGCUCACUGCACGGCUGCGUCCUUGGUGUCGGAGAACAAAGUGCUGUGCCACCCGUCAUCCGUGGACUCGCUCAGCACCAGCGCCGGCACGGAGGAUCACGUGUCCAUGGGCUGCUUCGCCGCCAGGAAGUGCCUGCAGGUCCUGGAGAACGUGGAGCGGGUGAUCGCCAUAGAGCUGCUGGCGGCCUGCCAGGCCAUAGAGUUCCUCAGGCCGCUGAAGACGACAGCGCCCUUGGAGGAGGUGUACAGCCUGGUGCGGCACUACGUCAGCCCCUGGGACAGGGACCGGUUCAUGGCGCCCGACAUCGAGAAGGUGGCGGAGAUCCUCAAGGACAACCUCGUGUGGGAGGCCGUGCGCCACCACAUCGACAACUACCACGCGCCGCGGGAGCUGGAGACGCGGGUGUUCAGUCCCACGGCCGUCAUGGUGGGCGGGAAGCAGCGAGAUCGCCCGCACUCUAACAACGCCCACGUCAAGAGGCUGCGCUACAACUGAAGGUCGCCGGCCUCCAAGAAGGAAGACCUCCUUCCAGCGCGCAAGAGAAUCCUUCCUCUCUACCGGGAGACACACACCCACCCCGUCUCACCGUCUCCGUCCUAGAAGCGGAGACCAUCUGCUUCUGAAACCGACUGUAACAUUUUUUUUUGCUUAAACUUUGUUUCGCUCUGUAAUAAAUCAGUUUAUUUCAGUGAAUAAAAAAAAAUUUGUCGAUUCA
Molecule: messenger RNA, 2392 nt
Organism: Bacillus rossius redtenbacheri
Lineage: Eukaryota; Metazoa; Arthropoda; Insecta; Phasmatodea; Bacillidae
Product: histidine ammonia-lyase-like
Exons: 17
Coding region: 58-2172 (704 amino acids)
Biological process (GO): L-histidine catabolic process
Cellular component (GO): cytoplasm
Molecular function (GO): histidine ammonia-lyase activity
Source: RefSeq, a predicted model, not a curated record